Messenger RNA from Leptopilina heterotoma, 1802 nucleotides. It is a transcript of the gene pch2, whose product is annotated as pachytene checkpoint protein 2 homolog. The transcript is spliced from 6 exons. Gene Ontology annotation, cellular component: nucleus; chromosome. Gene Ontology annotation, biological process: reciprocal meiotic recombination; meiotic recombination checkpoint signaling. The record is from RefSeq and is a predicted model, not a curated record. Lineage: Eukaryota; Metazoa; Arthropoda; Insecta; Hymenoptera; Figitidae. Gene Ontology annotation, molecular function: ATP binding; ATP hydrolysis activity. The coding region runs from base 127 to 1362 and encodes 411 amino acids.
AGUAAGAUCAGCCAUUUAAAAAGUCUAUUUACCACAUUGUUGCGAAGUGUGAUUAUUUUUUGCCGCUUAAUAUUUAUUUAUAAUCUUUAAUAAUAUUUAAUUCUACUUGAAUUUGAAAAGAAUAUAAUGGAUUCGCACGAUAUAAUUCACGUGGAAAUAUGUCAGAAGGAUGACAGUAUGUUAUCUCGAAGUGAUAUAGAAGAAAUAGUAAGAGCGGAAUUAAGUUCCUUGGAUGAAAUAACUUUAAAUGUACCAAUGCCCGGGGAACAGUUUUCCAAGGACAUUGUCAAAAAUCAUGUUCAAUCUGUUAUUUGCUCUUGUAGCAAUCCUGAGAGGACACACAUGAAAAUUCAUAGCAGCCAUCUAAAAGUUUAUGUUUAUCGAUUAACUGAAGAAAGUGCAGCGACCGAGACAAUUCGCAGCGAAUCUGACGAGAUGGCUGCUGCUUCCCACUGGAUUCUUCCAUCCACAGAAUUUCACGGUCUUUGGGAAAAUCUUAUUUAUGAAUCCGAUAUUAAAGAGCACCUUUUACACUUUGUGGAGACGACAAUGUUGUUUUCAGAUCGAAAAGUUGAUCCAAAUAUAAUAAGUUGGAAUAAAGUGAUUCUCCUUCAUGGACCUCCUGGCACAGGAAAGACAAGUUUGUGUAAAGCCCUUGCACAAAAGGCAGCGAUUCGUUUGGGAAAUCAUUACACUCAUGGCGAACUCAUUGAAAUAAACAGUCACAGUUUGUUCUCCAAAUGGUUUUCAGAGAGUGGAAAGCUUGUAAUGAAACUAUUCGACGAGGUGAAAAAUCUUUUGGAAGAUCCAAAAGCCCUUGUUUGCGUUUUAAUCGACGAAGUUGAAUCUCUUGCUCACAUGAGAAAAUCUUGUACAAAUGGUACCGAACCCAGUGACGCUAUUCGAGUUGUAAAUGCAUUAUUGACACAGCUGGAUCAAAUAAAAAAAUACUCAAAUGUUAUAAUCCUCACGACAAGCAAUGUGACCGAGGCAAUUGAUUUGGCAUUUAUUGAUCGUGCGGAUCUUAAACAAUUGAUUGGACUUCCAAGCGAGCAGGCGAUUUAUAAAAUUUAUCACUCUUGCAUUAAGGAAUUAAUGAGGACUGGUUUUCUAGAGACAGAAGCUUUAUGCGACAUUGCACAUUUGAAAAAAUUGGGUUACGAAGAAAACAGUGAGACGAAACACAGUUUAAAAUUACUGGAAUUAAGUAAAGAAAGCGUGGGAAUGAGUGGACGAGUUUUAAGAAAAAUUCCUUUCCUAGCGCACGCACUCUAUACACAUUCAGCAAAAUGUCCAGUUCCUCGUUUCUUUAGAGCAAUGCAUCUCGCUGUCGAAAAGCAAAAAGAAGAGGAAAUUGCUUAAAGAGAGAUUUAAAUAAUCCCUUAUUUAUUUUUUUUGUUCUUUAUUUAAAGCUUUAAAUUUUUAUGCUUUUGAUAUAACACGUCGUAAAAUUUUUUUAUUUGAGUCACUUCUCAAAAUUGCGUUCUUAUUUUACUUAUUAUUUAAAUAAGAAGUUGCCUUAAUGCUAAAAACAAAGAAAUAUUCAGUAUUUUUCUAAACUACAGUAUUUUCCUGUAAAAAGCACAAAUUUUAAAAAUUAACAUUUUAAGAAAAUUGACACUUAACUGUAGUGCCUUGAAUAAGUGCUUCGAGUCGUUUUUAUACUGAAAUUUUUAUUAACUUUAAUUAGUGGUUGUAACUAUCGUAAUGUAUUUAUAAAGUUUUUAUUUAUUUUUCAAAAGAAGAAAAGAGAGAGUGUAAACUGCACAAUUUAAGAAUAUAUAUUAAAAUUAAAACUGAAA